AUGAAGUUCACCGCGAUCAUCGCCUUGGCUCUCGCCUCUGUCUCAGUCAGCGCAUACCCCAUCACUGGCGAGGCCGUCAACUGUCGCACUGGCCCAGGCACCAGCUAUUCCAUCAAAAAGACGUACAAGAAAAGCCAAGAUGUCUCCGUGACUUGCCAAACCUCAGGCACCAGCGUCAACGGCAACUCUAUCUGGGACAAGACUUCCGACGGCUGCUAUGUCGCCGACUACUACGUCAAGACGGGCUCCAGCAGCUACGUGACCAAGAAGUGCGAUGCGCCCAAGCCUCCCAGCGGCGGUAGCAAGAUUCCUGGCCCCAUGACCAACGACUAUCCAUACAAGAACCAGUGUGGCCCGGUCGAUAAGUGGGCGUACUUCAAGUGCCAGUGUACCAGUUUUGUCGCGUGGCGUAUCAAUGAGCGGCUGGGCAUCAAGUUCCACAACCAGUAUAAGGGUACAAACUGGGGAAAUGCAAACACUUGGGAUGAGGCCGCCCGCCGAACUGGCGUUGUGGUAAACAACAAGCCCGUGCCUGGAUGUAUCGCUCAAUCGAAUGCAGGCAAGGCGGGACACGUUGCAUGGGUGUCAAAGGUUUCUGGCGACAAGGUAACCAUUGAAGAAUAUAACUGGGCGCACCCCGAAGGAUAUGGCACCCGAACCGUGCCUAAGAGCAGCUUCAACUACAUUCAUGUCAAGGUAUAA
Molecule: messenger RNA, 702 nt
Organism: Trichoderma aggressivum f. europaeum
Lineage: Eukaryota; Fungi; Ascomycota; Sordariomycetes; Hypocreales; Hypocreaceae
Exons: 1
Coding region: 1-702 (233 amino acids)
Source: RefSeq, a predicted model, not a curated record